Daphnia magna is the source of this 827-nucleotide messenger RNA. RefSeq lists its product as uncharacterized. NCBI's taxonomy places the organism in Eukaryota, Metazoa, Arthropoda, Branchiopoda, Diplostraca, Daphniidae. The record is from RefSeq and is a predicted model, not a curated record. The coding region runs from base 1 to 681 and encodes 226 amino acids. Gene Ontology annotation, molecular function: protein dimerization activity. The transcript has 2 exons.
AUGUCAUCAGAGAAAAACGUCACUGCUUCGUCGAUCAUCUACCUGUCCGUUCAGCUUCUAAAGGUGGCAAAUCAAAGCGAGAUAGCUGAAUCACACCCCGAGGCAUUUGCCUUUGCUGAAGCAUUGAAGAGAUCGAUGAUUCAUCGGGGUUUUGCGUCUCGUGCAACGAACCCAACGUUGCGAAUGUGCACUAUUUUAGAUCCUAGGUAUAAAACACAUACCUUUCCGAAUGCUGAAACUGUGGAAGAUGCAAGAAGAGCGCUCUAUGACGCAGCAGCAGCAGUAGGCCAAGAACAAGAAACUGAAGUGUCAUAUGACAUAAAAGGCUCGAUAUUCGAUGAUCUGGAUCGAUCAAUUGCUGUAAAGCAAGCGGCAACAAAUAGUACCGUCGGCUCUAGAAUGGAAGUUGAUGCAUAUCUUGCUGAACUGCCGAUAGGGCGGUUGGAGGACCCUCUUAAAUGGUGGUAUCAGCAUAAAGAGAAAUACCCAAGGCUUUAUAAAUUAGUUCCUAGAUAUUUGGGCAUUAUUAUGAAUUCUGUGUCUUGUGAAAGAAUUUUUUCGAAGAUGGGACUUAAAGUUAAUGAUCGUCGAACUUCCUUAAGCGCCCAAAAAGCUGGCAUGGUGUGUGGUAUCGCGCAAAAUCUGUCUUUAUUUCCUCGAAAUACUACUGUGCAAUUCUAAAAAGUUUUUGUUACAUUGUGAAUGCCAAUCACUAAAUUGUUAAACUAUUUCAAUUUCGUGGUUUUGAGAAGUUGUUAUUUACUGACUAUUAUUUCAGAGACUUAAUGUAUUAAUGAGCUAUUAUUAUUUAAUUAAAGAAAAACGUA